Molecule: messenger RNA, 1308 nt
Organism: Ostrinia furnacalis (Asian corn borer)
Lineage: Eukaryota; Metazoa; Arthropoda; Insecta; Lepidoptera; Crambidae
Product: sodium/potassium-transporting ATPase subunit beta-2
Exons: 7
Coding region: 13-996 (327 amino acids)
Biological process (GO): potassium ion import across plasma membrane; intracellular potassium ion homeostasis; intracellular sodium ion homeostasis
Cellular component (GO): sodium:potassium-exchanging ATPase complex
Molecular function (GO): ATPase activator activity
Source: RefSeq, a predicted model, not a curated record
UCCCCGCUGAAGAUGGGUGCCGACAAACCCAACGGAGUCGUAAACUACUGCCGAAGACCUCCUCAGAGACCGUUCCUCCAGAAAAUCCAGUAUGCGAUCUGGAAUCCUGAGGAGAGAACCUUCCUUGGCAGAACUCCUAAGAGAUGGGGUGUAAUAGGGCUCAUAUACCUGGUGAUGUAUAUCUGCAUCAUCAUCUUCUUCUCCAUCUGCAUGUGUGGGCUGCUGGCCACCAUGGACGACCGGAUCCCAUACUUCACACUCGCCGACUCCAUCAUCGGCAAUAACCCAGGCAUGGGCCACAGACCGCUGCUCUUCGAAGAGGGAGCGCUGAUCUGGUACGACCAGUCCAACUCCACGCAGGUGAAGAAGUAUGUCGACAAUAUCAACGAGUUCCUUGCGCCAUACCGCAACAAAAGCCUGCUCAUCAACCAGGGUGUGAACCAGCGCGAGUGUGGCGCCAUGAAGCCUCCGCGGGAAGAGGUGUGCGCCUUCGACGUGGUCAACCAGUUCGGGCCCUGCACCAAGGAGAACAACUACGGCUUCGACCAAGGGACUCCGUGCAUCAUCAUCAAGCUUAACAGGUUAUAUGACUGGAAACCAAUCUUCUACGACGAUCCCGGGGAUUUGCCGCAGAACAUGCCUCCUUACAUCAAAAACUUCAUCAAUAACACAACGCCAGAACGACGCCGCAGCGUGUGGCUGACGUGUAUGGGGGAGAGACCUGCGGACGUGGAAGCCCUGGGUCCUCUGAAGUACUACCCGUACCCAGGGGUCCCUGAGGUGUUCUUCCCGUAUGACAACACCCCUGGCUACCUGAGCCCGCUGGUCGCUGUACAGCUGGAGAAGCCAGCGUUGGGGCAGAUAAUAAACAUCCGCUGCAGGGCGUGGGCGAAGAACAUCGUCUACACCGAGAGCCUUAAGGAGCGGCUCGGAUCCACCCACCUAGAAAUCAUGAUCGAUAAAACUCCAGAACCGGUGAACAUUACCACCGUUUAGGAAGAACUCUCUUACAUUUUAUAUUAUAAUAGACAGAAAAUAAAAUCCUAACACAAAGCCACUUUCCGGGAAAAUUCGGAAAACUUUUUUUAGAUAAUGUUUAAGUAUAAUUUUGAACAGUUUUGGAAGUGCGUCAAUAGGCCGUACAGCCAAACGAAUGGACCUAAGUACUUAAUAGAUUAAGGGCUAUUUCACCACUAAAAUCCAUGGGUUUUACAACUUUAGGUUAAGAUAUCUGACACAUGAGCGAAAGUAUGUAAAACUUUUUCAGGAAUCGUGAGAAUACGCCCUUAGUUUUUAGAUCUAGUCACA